Rotaria sordida is the source of this 525-nucleotide messenger RNA. NCBI's taxonomy places the organism in Eukaryota, Metazoa, Rotifera, Eurotatoria, Philodinida, Philodinidae. The record is from the annotation of a GenBank genome assembly.
AUGGAACGUAUUCUUACCGUCAGUUAUCCUCAACUUUAUUCGUUAUCACUUGUUAAUUUUGAAGAAAAAUUACUUUUUCAGUAUUUGACAGAUCAUUCAAUUCUUCGUGAUCUCCUUCCUAAUCAAAUCACACAUCUGAAUAUCGAUAUUCAAAAUGAAACAAUAUCUCAAUUAUCUGAAAUUGCAUCAAAUAUAUUUGCAUUGAUUUUAUCUUUAACUAAACGAUUAAUCCAUUUGAAUUUUUGUCAAUUGUUUUCUCAUCGUAGAACGUGGAUUUCUAUUUAUUAUCUACCAGAAAUAAGUUCUAUGUCUUCAAAUUUAACUGAAUUGAAAAUUAAUGUCGAAACUUUUUUUGAUUGGCUUUAUCUUCUUGAUGGACGUCUUGAUUCUUUAUCGAAAUUGAUUAUCAAUGUGAGGAAAUUUUUAUAUAAACAUAAGCCAUCAUAUAUAAAUGGUGACUGGGAAGACCUUCCUAAACUGAAAAUGCUUCUCAUUGACUUUGAAUACUUACGAACAGGAAUAUGA